Spinacia oleracea (spinach) is the source of this 963-nucleotide messenger RNA. RefSeq lists its product as uncharacterized. The transcript is spliced from 2 exons. The record is from RefSeq and is a predicted model, not a curated record. Bases 359 to 736 code for a protein of 125 amino acids. NCBI's taxonomy places the organism in Eukaryota, Viridiplantae, Streptophyta, Magnoliopsida, Caryophyllales, Amaranthaceae.
CACAAGUGAGUUAAACGGGCCUCAGGAGUGUUCCGAGUAACGACCCUCCGAUGCCUAUGUAGAAUAGGUUCGGAUACAAAAGCACUAUGUGAAACCUCACGGUAAGGCAGCUUUGUGCUAUCGUGCCGCCGAGGACGACCCAGAAAGCAACCAGUACAUUAAACAAUCUACUCAGAAGGUGAUCAACGUCGAUUGCUUCUGACACUAGUGGUGGUGGUUUGGGAAAGUGUACAACUCAAAUGCUCAGAUUGAUAACAGCAGACGGAUUGGUGUAGAUGGUGGAGUGCCGCCGGUGAUUGAGACUCCACAGUCAUCGGCAAGUACGAAUAGCAGACCGGUAGUCACUCAAAGGUUGGAUAUGGCUUCUCCGAUUCCAGAAAAUCAUUACGGAUUUGAGCAAAAUCGGAUUAGAAAAAGGGUGGAUUAUGAUUGGGUGCCUAGCUACUGCCAGAAAUUUGAACAGGUUGGGCAUGAUUGUGAUAAGAUCAAGGUGGUUGAGAAGAGAGCUACUACGAAGAAAUGGGUUCCUAAGGUUCUUGUUCAGCCUACUGCACCUGCCAAUCCUCAGAUUGUUCCUAGGCAAUCUGUUACGACUGGUUGGUUUGUUCCGAGAAGGACUAUAUCAAGACAUAAAUCUGGUUCUCAUGUGGCAGCUCCUAUCAGAUUGGUAAUAUGCAUGGUUUUUUGCCUGUGGAUGAACCAGUUACGUUCUGGAAGAAAUUCAUCAACCUUCUGAUGAGAUGAUUGUUCCUCUUGAUAGGGGCGGGGGCCCUCCCCCCUUGAUGUCAACAUGAGGUUGAUUUCUUGGAAUGUGAGGGGCUGUAAUAAGCCUUUCAAGCUAAAGGAAAUUCAAUCCUUUUUGCUAAGUAAGAGGGUGGAUAUUUGUGUAUUGUUUAUAGGAUAUUUUAAUGAUGUGUUGUACUCCGAAGAUAGAUUUCAAGGCAAUCCUAUGAAUUUCUGUGA